AUGCCGACACUCGACCAGCUACCAACGAUACCUACGCUUGAACAGCUGCAAAAGAUGGCAUCUGCACUAAGGCAGCUGCGGGGAAAGGUGCCGGCAGGUGAACAGUUGCCGGAGAACACGUUGGAGAAGAUCAAGAAGAAGGUGCUGGAACGUUCUGCUUCCCUUUGGACGUCCGCGUCGCAGCUUGCUUCAGAAGGCGCCGAGGCGGCUGCACCGGUGGUGUCCUCGGUUAUCGACAGGACUCUCAGGUCAGAGGAAGUCGCAAAGGGGGCGGAGCAAAUUGGUGGAUUGAUGCGUCAGGUUUGGGGUUCUCUGGGGACCGGCCGUCGCUGA
Messenger RNA from Dichomitus squalens LYAD-421 SS1, 333 nucleotides. RefSeq lists its product as uncharacterized. The record is from RefSeq and is a predicted model, not a curated record. The transcript has 3 exons. The coding region runs from base 1 to 333 and encodes 110 amino acids. Lineage: Eukaryota; Fungi; Basidiomycota; Agaricomycetes; Polyporales; Polyporaceae.